CUUUCUUCCAAUCUUUCUGUGCUCGCUAGACAACCACGUUGCCAACUUGCCAGAACACACCUGGAUUCUUUUUUUCUUCAGAACUCCAGAAGCAACAAAUCCUAGGACGAGUAAGCUUAAAAAUCCAACCUCAGAGCUGAGUGCACGUUAUCCAUUUUCGAAAUCAAAGUCCCAACUCUAGUCAUCAAUGGCUGAAUCAACGAAGAGAUAUGCAGUUGUUACAGGGGCGAAUAAGGGGAUUGGGUUUGAAAUAGUUAGACAGUUGGCUUCAAACGGGAUCGUAGUGGUGUUAACAGCAAGAGAUGAGAAGAGGGGUCUUGAAGCUCUGCAGAAACUGCAAUACUCAGGUCUCUCAGAUCAAGUGGUUUUCCAUCAGCUUGAUGUGUCUGACCCUGCUAGCAUUACUUCUAUCGCAGAUUUCAUCAAAACCCAGUUCGGGAAACUUGAUAUCUUGGUGAACAACGCAGGGAUUGGUGGAGUGAAACUAGAUGCUGAUGUUGGGUACUCGGUGAUAGUAACAACGGAGAUUGACUUCUUGGUGCUACUGCAGGCAGGAGCCGGAUAUGAUCGGAGUAAACUGAUUCAGAAUUCUGAGUUAGCAGAAGAAUGCUUGCAAACAAACUACUAUGGUGCUAGAAGAAUGGCUGAGACACUCAUUUCUGUCCUGCAAUUGUCCAGUUCACCAAGGAUUGUUAACAUUUCAUCGUCCUUGGGGAAGUUAGAGAGCAUUCAAAAUAAAUGGGCUGAAGGAAUUUUACGUGAUGCUGAAAACCUUACUGAAGAAAAAGUGGAUGAGGUGUUGAAGGUGUUUCUAAAAGAUUUUAAAGAAGGUUCACUGACAGCAAAAGGGUGGCCAACUUUUCUAUCUGCCUAUUCAGUUUCAAAAGCAGCCAUGAAUGCCUACACAAGAAUCCUGGCCAAAAAGUAUCCAAGUUUCUGCAUCAACUGUGUCUGCCCUGGCUCUGUCAAGACAGAUAUAAAUGGAAACACUGGCAUAUUAUCGACUGAAGAGGGUGCUUCAAGUCCUGUGAUGUUAGCCCUGAUGCGCAAUGGCAGUCCUUCCGGCCUCUUUUUUGUUCAGAAGGAAUUGUCUUCCUUCUGAGCAUUACAAUAAAAUACAUAUAGCCUGUGUAAGAUAGUAAAUUUAAAGAAGUGGAAAGGCUAAUCUCUGUACUUUCAAUUUGAAUAUCUGUUAUAUUUAUGAAUAAUUCUGUAUAUAAUCAUUUUUGUAUACUCUCUGCACAUUCCGCUGUUGUGAUUGAAUACAUCAAUUUUUUUUAA
Carya illinoinensis is the source of this 1281-nucleotide messenger RNA. Its product is annotated as (+)-neomenthol dehydrogenase-like. The transcript has 5 exons. Gene Ontology annotation, cellular component: membrane. Gene Ontology annotation, molecular function: oxidoreductase activity, acting on the CH-OH group of donors, NAD or NADP as acceptor. Bases 188 to 1102 code for a protein of 304 amino acids. The record is from RefSeq and is a predicted model, not a curated record. Lineage: Eukaryota; Viridiplantae; Streptophyta; Magnoliopsida; Fagales; Juglandaceae.